Pseudomassariella vexata is the source of this 1062-nucleotide messenger RNA. RefSeq lists its product as uncharacterized. Bases 1 to 1062 code for a protein of 353 amino acids. Lineage: Eukaryota; Fungi; Ascomycota; Sordariomycetes; Amphisphaeriales; Pseudomassariaceae. The record is from RefSeq and is a predicted model, not a curated record. The transcript has a single exon.
AUGUCGAACCGACGAAGCAUCCUUGUUAUUGGUGCCAACGGGUAUAUUGGCCUCGCAGUGUGCCGUGCCUUCGUCCGCGCUGGAUGGCGUGUCUACGGUCUGGUACGCAAGCCAGAAUCAGCCCAGUCACUUGCAGCAGAGGAGGUCACCCCUAUCGUCGGAUCUGCGUCGGACCUUUCAUUCCUGGAUCAGCUUUUCGCCCAAAUCAAGACUUUUGACGUCUUUGCCAGCUGUAUUGAGCCGCCAGACUACGCGGCUUACUACAACAACGCCAUUGUCAUGAUCCGGAAGAUAGCCGAGACCAGCAACAAAAAUGGCGUGCGCCCCUUAGUGCUGUGGAGUUCGGGCUGCAAAGACUACGGGUACACAACGAUUGAUGGAGCCCCUGAUCUCGCUCCUCAUACUGAGGAAUCGCCCAUCAAUUUUGCCGCCCUAUUCUUGGCCCAGCGAGCCACGUAUUCGUUGAAGAUGUUCGAGCACACCGACCUCUUCGAUGCGGCUGUUUUGCGGCCGACCAACGUAUAUGGCUACAGCAGUAGCUACUACGGCAUCAUGUUCGAGUACGCGGCUGCCGCUGCUGCUAGCGAUACUGUGACGUUGAAACUCGACGUCCACCCAAAGACCAUUCUGCACGCUAUGCACGUUGACGACUGCGGAGAAGCAUACGUAGCGCUCGCGGAUCACAGCAACCGAAAAUCCGUUGGCGGGCAAUGCUUUAACAUCUCAGCGCACAAGUACGAGACAGCCAAGGUCGUGGCGGGAGCCCUGGCGGAGGAGUACGGGAUCAGCGGCGGUGCCGAGUUCGUUGAACCAACACCCCAGGAUGCUGCUGGCAUGUCGGUGGCAAACAAGUCACUGUUUGGGUACAGUCAGUGGGUGAGCAGCGAGAAGAUUAGAAAUUUGACGGGGUGGACGGAUCGCAGGAUGCUAUUCACGGAAAACCUGCAUGCGUAUCGCAUCGCGUACGAGGCGGCUCUGCAGGCUGGGCACGAAGAUACGGUGAGAAUUAAGGCGAGAUGGGAGGUGUGGGAAACCCAAUUCAAGGACUUGAUUGGGAAGUAG